Molecule: messenger RNA, 475 nt
Organism: Xylaria bambusicola
Lineage: Eukaryota; Fungi; Ascomycota; Sordariomycetes; Xylariales; Xylariaceae
Exons: 1
Coding region: 256-465 (69 amino acids)
Source: RefSeq, a predicted model, not a curated record
UGUAUAUGGAGUCGAAUAGGCCAAGAAAGAAUUGCUUGGUUGAGGACUCAUACAGCAUUGGUUGAUCAUUAUAUUGUGAAUAGCAUCAGGUUCCAAGCCCAGAUCUCUACCCUUGUUAUAUUGUUAGUUGUAUUAUAUCUAAGUAUUCUAGAGUCUCGGAAUAACUCGGUAAGAAAUCAGGGAGAGUGUUGUCACCGUUUUCUCACUUUCUCACCAAAGCACAAUGACCAUGGAGCUCAUAUAGAAGGUCCUCGAAUGAGUGUAAACUCAAAAUAUCUGCCAGUUGCCUUUCAACGCGAUAUGUUCGUUGCAGUCUUCAUAGGCCUUCUUUGGAUGGCACAUUAUAGCACACGAGAUAGAAGCUGCAAAUGGCAUGUGUCUAGCAUGGCAUCCAUGUUAGGUAUAUUAACCGUUAAGGCGUAUUGGCUGUUAGUGAAGGUAUGUUGGUUGCGGAAGCUGUUCUAGUAUUUCACCC